Fragaria vesca subsp. vesca is the source of this 1176-nucleotide messenger RNA. RefSeq names its product putative F-box/LRR-repeat protein At3g44080-like. The transcript is spliced from 7 exons. The record is from RefSeq and is a predicted model, not a curated record. Gene Ontology annotation, molecular function: protein binding. Bases 1 to 1176 code for a protein of 391 amino acids. Lineage: Eukaryota; Viridiplantae; Streptophyta; Magnoliopsida; Rosales; Rosaceae.
AUGGCCAAACGCAUGAAAAGAACACAACGCCUCCAAAAGCAAAACACUAUGAACCACCUCCCGGAGGACCUCCUCCUCCAUAUCCUUUCUUUCUUCGCCACACUAGACGCCGUGCAAACCUCUUUAAUAUCCAAAGAAUGGAAAUCUCUUUGGUCUCGCGUUCCCUCUUGCUUGUAUUUCUCCUACCAUCUCUUCCUCAAAACCAAGACCAACUCUUACGACAAGACCAACUCUGAUGAUGACAAUGCUGAGAUCUUUGCCGACUCCGUCAACCGCGCCAUCUAUACUCGUCGAUCUGCCAUCCAAACCUUCAGCCUGUCCUUCAUCUACGUUUACGACUACAUCGACCUAGUCGAAGACUGGAUACGCGGCGCCGUGACGCGCCUCCAUGCUAGUGAGCUCCACUUGGACUUCUUCAUUCACGAAGAGUAUCACGAGAAGAAGGUUCAAGAUGAUGAAUUCGCAGAUGCAGAGGAAGAAAGCUUUGGCCUCACGUAUGCGUUCCCUCUUUCGCUGCUGAACAAUGCAAGCAUGCAAGUCUUGAGGCUCACGUAUUGUUUUCUUGAGUGGCCUGAAGACAACAUGACCAUGAGUUUUGAGCUGGAGCUUAAGAACAUUCUGGGGUUGCGAAACUUGAGGAUAAUUAGACCUAGGCUUAAGAAGUUGAGUUUGCUUGAUUUCUCAGUUCUAAAUGGUGAGAACUAUCAUGUAUCGUGUAAAACUGCGCGCCUUCUCAGGAAAGCACGUAAUGUUCAGAAGCUCAAGCUUCUGACACCCGAGAAUCUCUUCCCUAAAACUUUGAAGCUUCGUAAUCUCAAAUAUCUAGAGCUUCAAACUGGAUAUACUCGAUAUGAUCUGGUUGGCAGGGCUGCAUUGCUCGAACGUUGUCCCAAUCUAGAGUCAAUGGUUCUUAGUUCAGUUUCCACUGUGGUAGAAGAUGGAAGUUUAACAGAGGAGGUCUUGAACAAACCAAUUGAAUUCAAGAUGCCUGCAGUCAAGCAAGUGAAGCUGCUAUCGUAUUCUGGUACGAUAGAAGAACAUGCUGCCAUUGAGAUUAUUCCUUUGCAGGGAACUGAGUUGGGGAGGAAUUUGACCCACCAGGUUGUUUCUAUCAAGACGAAGAGUGAUGAGUUUGAAGCAAUUGGAAAUAUUGACAGGAAUGGUGCCAGUAAGUGA